AUGAAGGAAGAGCAAAAUGAUGCAAAAGCUUCCAAGCACGAUGCCCCUACUCAGCAAGCUGCACCCACCCAGCACGCUGCACCCACCCAGCACGCUGCACCCACCCAGCACGCUGCACCCACCCAGCACGCUGCACCCACCCAGCACGCUGCACCCACCCAGCACACUGCACCUACCCAGCACGCUGCACCCACCCAGCACGCUGCCACCACCCAUGCUUCCACUGCCUCUCUACGUUCCCUCUUGGUUGGGAAGUUGCCUGACCAAAGAACCCUGACCAAGACCAUAAAAAGGAUGGUUUCCCCCAUCAAAACCACACCUUCUUUGGCCCAGGCACGUGCACGACCCUCUGCCACCCUCACCCAUCCAACUGUGUCCAUUGAGGGAGCCACAGGGCCCACAGCCACCCUCACCGACCCGACUGUGUCCAUUGAAGCCACCGCAGGGCCCUCAGCCACCCUAACCCAGCCCUCUGUGUCCACUGAGAUAGAUGACAGCACACUGCUGGCAGAGGCAACUAUGUUUGAGGAGGCACAUGUGGCAUCAAAACGAGUCUGUCUUCCAGCUGGAUGGAUACACACCCUGCCUGAAGUAGACCAAAGGUGGAUAUCCAAGGCCCUGUUCAGGUGGGCUGCACCAGGCCGUCCUGAGCUGAUCUAUAACAGGGUGGACAAACUUUGGUGGUAUCCUCCACCGGUACCACUGAAGACCAGUAGUGCUCCUUCCUUGGAGAAUUACUUUGGCCAUCCUCUGCUGCUCUGGAUGCCACGAAAGCUGUGGCAAUUGAAGCUGACCUGUCCACAUCCAGACUGUCAGAAAGACCUUCUGACCUCAGCUGGCCUGCAUCAAAAGAUCAGGGUCGUGAUUGCUUUAAAUAGUGUGUACUUUGUGGCAUCUGAGUACCUGGCCUGCCGAAGAUGUAAGAGAAAGGUCAUCAGCUGGAGCCAUGAUAUCGUCUCCCAACUCGACAUUGGCCACAGAGUGCAGUUCCCCUGCAUUCUAACCUCAAAACUUGCAUGUGACUUUCAGGUAGUAUGUUUGAUGCGUCAACGAGGCCUGGGAAACAGCAGCAGCCAGAUCCAGCGCAAGCUGCAGGAGCGUCAUGCUGAGGUCUGGUUGCAAAAAACAGUCCAAUAUCUUACAGAUUGCAAGGGGAUUGCCAGUGCUGUCACAUCAAGCCUGAUACUGCCUGUGACAUUUGAACCGCUUCCUCCAAUGCCUUCUGUCCCUAAGCACCGGUGGCUGAUGCAGGUCUAUGCCCAGGAUGUCCUGCAACGGCUGGAUGAGAUCAAGGCCGCUAUAACAUCACAAUAUGGUCGGAUCUUAAAAAUGGAUUCCACAAAAAAAGUAGCCAGAAAACUAGCAGGACCCAGCUAUGGCACCGCUGCCUGGGCAACCAAUGUUGGAAAUGAGCAUGGACAGGUGAUCAUGUCCGUGCUCACAGCAAGUGAGGGUUUUGGUCUUGGGCCAAUGAUUGAAGGCCUCAUUAGGAGAUACAGAGUGGCUGGGGUAGCUCCUCCCGAGGUACUGUAUGUGGACCGAGACUGCUGUGGCAACACUCUUCUGAGGAGGAUGUUUGAAGAGUGGGAGCAAAUGACCAUCCGGUUGGAUAUAUGGCACUUUAUGCGGAGAUUUUCUGUGGGUUGCACCACUGACUGUCACCCGUUAUAUGCCACAUUUAUGAGUCGCCUCAGCCACUGUAUUUUCAUGUGGGACCAGGACGACCUGACGGCCCUGAAGAUGGCAAAGUGUGCAGAGCUAGAAGCUGACUGGAGACCAUCAUCUGAAGCUGAUGUACUGCGCCGUAUCAGCCGUAGCGAGCUAGCCCUACAUUGCAGGAGAACCACUCGUGGGACCAAGGAGACCCUGACGAUGAUUGAGAGCCUCAUUCAGGCCUUUGAAGGAGAUGCUGGUCAUGACACUCUGGGAGUCCCUUUAAUAAACUCAGCCCGGAUGACUGAGAUCAUUAAGUCCCAGCGAAAGCAUGUGGCCUGCAUCCAGGAUCCUCAAGGUGUGCAGCUCUACAUGCAGACGGGCACUUUAAUGAAGAGAGGGCAUCGUCUGCCAACUUACCGCUGUGCCAGAGGUUCUACUUCGCUGGAGUCUUUUCAUCUGCACCUCAACAGAUUCAUCCCAGGCACGCUGGCAAGUGACACCUUUUUUCAGGCGUAUCUAUUGGAUGGACUUUCAAGGUGGAAUGAGGACCGGGCUGUGGCAGCAACAACUGAUGAGCAGCAGCCACAUUCCUAUAGUCAUCUUCUCCGUCAUGCUGCCAAUAUUCUUUCAGAGGAGGUCGUGGGCAUGAAAAUCAGCCCUUAUGUUGGGCCAAGAAAGUACACUGGUGAACUUAUCGGAGUAGAGUAUCUUUACCAGCAAACUGGUAAAGUUCUGCAGGACUACAGGUUGGCCAUUGAAGAGUCUGAGACCACUGAGGUUGCUAUAGAGGUGGAGGAAGCUUAUGAUGAACUUGAGGAGUUUCAAGACAUCACUGUCCCCACCUUUGACACAGAGCGGAUACCUUCUGCUGCUUCACAAGCAUCAGUGUCUGCAGCAUCAUCUUCAACCCCUCCGGCAACCAGACCCAAGUCAUCACUGUAUGUGUCACCAGUGAGAUCUCCUGUCACCAGCUCUACGUCAUCACUGUCUGUGGUCCCUCCAAUACCAGUCACAUCUUCUGUUUCCAGCUCACUGCACACUCAGCCAGCACUAUCUCCUGGCGCACAUAGCUCCCCAGGUAACCAAGGGUCCACAGAAACUGACCUUCCAACAUCUGAAGAGAAUCCUUCGCAUGAUGAUUGUGUUGGACCCGAUAAUAUUGAAGGUUAUGGAGCUGUGCAGGACUUGGCAGAGUAUUUGUUCAACCUUAGAGAACACCGUCUGGCCUUAACUGGAGAAGAGUCUGAUCAAAUCAUCAACCUAUGGCAGGCAUUGGGGGAGUUUGAUAAGAAAAAGACCACUUACUCGCCACGUCACCAAACCAACCUAAAACAGGGACGAUUCAGGGCCAGUAAGAAGAAUGUGGCACCAGGUAUCCGCAUCAGGUAA
Messenger RNA from Misgurnus anguillicaudatus (oriental weatherfish), 3045 nucleotides. Lineage: Eukaryota; Metazoa; Chordata; Actinopteri; Cypriniformes; Cobitidae. The record is from RefSeq and is a predicted model, not a curated record.